CAGUGAUAAAGAGUUCAAAUGAUGGAAAUAGAUUCACCAAGAGUUUUGUGCAUCAAUUGCGGUCAUCCUGUGGGAGAAUUAUAUAGAAAAUACGGUGAAAGCGUGAUAAAAAUGACCGUCUGUGCAAAUUGCAAUGAAGUGGCUGACAAAUACAUUGAAUAUGAACCUGUUGUAAUUCUCAUUGAUGUGGUCUUGCUGACAAAGAGCGCUUAUCGGCAUAUUCUCUUCAAUGGGCAGUUUAAGAAUUUCUGGAAACUCUUCAUCAUCCUUGUCCUUAUGGAGUCAUACAUGAAGUGGAUGAGACUUCCACAGACGGAUAAUGAUCAGGAAUCUGAAAAGAACUUUUACAUCUGUGGCUUUUGGGUGAUUCUGGAAAAUCUCUCAUUCUUCUGCGUGAUCAGAGGAUCUGUCUUCCUGCUGGAGAAACUGAUAAAGACAAAUGCCCAUAGGGAAGCUGGAAGACCAGAAAAACUCUCACUGCUUCUGUGGAAGAGUAUAAUUCUCGCAAGUUUGGGAAAAUUUCUCUUUGUCCCAAUUGUCAUUUGGCAGGACAAUUCAUCAGAUUUUGCCCUGCAAAUACACUCAAUUCUAGUCAUGGGCUACUUUUUAUUGUCCCUCAUUUGUUCCUGUUCAGUGGUUCUGUGCUAUUCCCGCCUCGAGGCAACAUGCAUUGUCUUCCAGUCACUCCUGCUCAAGUCACUAAUUAUCAAUCACCUGGGAAUUUCAAUAAAAAUGCCUUAAAUUUCUCACCCGCCAACAAAAAAAGACACCUUCAAUUUUCUUCAUUCAAAUGCUUCCGGAUUUCGCUAAUAAUGUCACUGGGUUGAAGUUCCAGGCUCUUGCCUGAUUCUACGAGAUGAAGCUCUAGCAGGGGCGGGGUAUCGACUACCCGAGAACCAGCCACUAUGACAAAAGGAUACCCCAUUCUCCUGGCCAGAAGAAGCCUUUUGCCAAUUGUCAGAUGAUUUCUGUCAUCGAGAACUGCAUCAUCCUCCAGCCCAGGCAGUUGACUGAGUUGCCUGUAGAGAUCUUCAGUAAGAGCUGUUCCUCCAGAUUUUUCCUCCUUGCUACCGGCUUUCGGUGGGAUGAGGCAUACUGUGAAUGGUGCAAGUUUUCUUGGCCAUCGGAUGUCUGUGUCAGUUGACAGGACUUCAAUUGCAGCAGCCACCAGUCUAGUGAUACCCACCCCGAAGCAUCCCAUCACCACAGGCACCGUCAGGCCAUGUUCCUGCAGGUAAGUGGCCUUCAGGGGCUUUGAGUACUUAUCGCCCAGCAAAAAUGUAUGAGCUACUUCAAUGCCUUCGGAAAUUUUGAGGGAAUCACUUCCACAUUUCCCACAAUUUUUCCUCUUAGCUUCAGGAAUAGCCUCCAGGUUGGCUGCAUGGCCACAUUUUUCACAUGUCACAAGGGUAUCAUCCCCAACGGCAGCCGGAAGAUGAUACUCAUGUGACAAAUUCCCACCCAUCAAUCCCGCAUCACCCUCAACCUUGGCAAAAGUCGUCAGACCAAUGAACCGUAGCAUCUUCUCGUAGGCUCCACAGAUUUCAUGGUAAGUGUCCAGGGCAUUUGUCUCAUUGCCAUCAAAAGUAUAGAGAUCCUUCAUGAUAAAUUCCUUGGUGCGUAUCAGUCCAAAUCUCGGCUUCAUCUCAUCCCUGAACUUUGUACCAAUCUG
This is a messenger RNA of Phlebotomus papatasi, 1672 nucleotides long. It is a transcript of the gene Arv1, whose product is annotated as protein ARV1. Lineage: Eukaryota; Metazoa; Arthropoda; Insecta; Diptera; Psychodidae. Bases 19 to 741 code for a protein of 240 amino acids. Gene Ontology annotation, cellular component: Golgi apparatus; cortical endoplasmic reticulum. Gene Ontology annotation, biological process: intracellular sterol transport; sphingolipid metabolic process; sterol metabolic process. The record is from RefSeq and is a predicted model, not a curated record. The transcript has 4 exons.